This is a messenger RNA of Dipodomys spectabilis (banner-tailed kangaroo rat), 2293 nucleotides long. It is a transcript of the gene Suclg2, whose product is annotated as succinate-CoA ligase GDP-forming subunit beta. Gene Ontology annotation, cellular component: mitochondrion; succinate-CoA ligase complex. The transcript is spliced from 11 exons. Gene Ontology annotation, molecular function: ATP binding; succinate-CoA ligase (GDP-forming) activity; metal ion binding. The coding region runs from base 55 to 1353 and encodes 432 amino acids. NCBI's taxonomy places the organism in Eukaryota, Metazoa, Chordata, Mammalia, Rodentia, Heteromyidae. Gene Ontology annotation, biological process: tricarboxylic acid cycle; succinyl-CoA metabolic process. The record is from RefSeq and is a predicted model, not a curated record.
GCCCCGGCCGCCCCUGCCCGCGCGCCCCGCUCUCUGCCCCGGUUCCUGGUUAAGAUGGCGUCUCCCGCGACCGUGCACGCCGGGAAACUUCUGCGAAGCCCAGCACUCCAGGCCCGGUUCCUGGCCGCCAGGUCCCAGGCAAUUCAACUAACCUCCAGAAGAUGGCUGAACCUUCAGGAAUACCAGAGCAAGAAGCUGAUGUCUGAGCAUGGAGUGAGAGUCCAAAGAUUCUUUGUAGCAAACACUGCAAAUGAAGCACUGGAGGCUGCUAAGAGACUAAAUGCCAAAGAAAUUGUUUUAAAAGCACAAAUCUUAGCUGGAGGACGAGGAAAAGGUGUCUUCAGUAGUGGUUUGAAAGGAGGUGUUCAUUUAACUAAAGACCCUAAAGUUGUGGGACAGCUGGCUAAACAGAUGAUCGGGUAUAAUCUAGCAACUAAACAAACUCCAAAAGAAGGUGUGAAAGUUAACAAGGUGAUGGUUGCUGAAGCCCUGGAUAUUUCCAGAGAAACCUAUUUGGCCAUUCUGAUGGACAGGUCCUAUAGUGGCCCUGUGCUAGUGGGCAGCCCCAAGGGCGGUGUUGACAUUGAAGAGGUGGCAGCUUCCAACCCAGAACUUAUCUUUAAGGAGCAGAUUGACAUUUUUGAAGGGAUAAAGGACAGUCAGGCUCAGCGGAUGGCAGAAAAUCUGGGCUUCCUUGGGCCUUUGAAAAACCAGGCUGCAGAUCAAAUUAAGAAGCUGUAUAAUCUCUUCCUGAAAGUUGAUGCUACUCAGGUGGAAGUGAAUCCCUUUGGUGAAACUCCAGAAGGACAAGUUGUCUGUUUUGAUGCAAAGAUAAACUUUGAUGAUAAUGCUGAAUUCCGACAAAAGGACAUAUUUGCUAUGGACGACAAAUCUGAGAAUGAGCCCAUUGAAAAUGAAGCUGCCAAGUAUGAUCUAAAAUACAUAGGACUGGAUGGCAACAUUGCCUGCUUUGUAAAUGGGGCAGGACUGGCCAUGGCAACUUGUGACAUCAUUUUCCUCAAUGGUGGGAAGCCAGCCAACUUCUUGGACCUUGGAGGUGGUGUAAAAGAAGCUCAAGUAUAUCAUGCAUUCAAGCUGCUCACAUCUGAUCCUAAGGUUGAAGCCAUUCUUGUCAAUAUUUUUGGUGGUAUUGUCAACUGUGCCAUCGUUGCCAAUGGGAUCACUAAGGCCUGCCGCGAGCUAGAACUCAAAGUGCCCCUUGUGGUUCGGCUUGAAGGAACUAAUGUCAAGGAGGCCCAGAGCAUCCUCAGUAACAGUGGACUCCCCAUAACUUCAGCAGUGGAUCUGGAGGAUGCAGCCAAGAAGGCUGUGGCCAGCGUGACAAGGAAGUGAUGCCUUCAUUCUGCGCCCCAGGAGAAGGGAUGGUUCUCUUUUCACUGUGAAGAAAUGGCUCUUUCUCAGGAAAGGCUGGGGGAUGAGCAAGAAUCACUGUAUAAAAAUCUGAAAUCUGACUUUUCUCAACUAAGAUAUCUAGGCUGCCUGAAUCUGAAUUUACUUAUAUACCUUUAUAAAAACAAUGUCCUACAGUUUCAUACUUUUGUCAUGAUGAGCUUGCUCAUUGAGCAGGAUUUGCCAACUUUGGAAGCAGUCUGUGUGGCCAAAUAAUGUAUGUACAGGAUGAGAAGACAGAUCUGGGCUCAUUCACAAGAACUUUGCUGCCAUUUAAUCCUCUAUAAUAGAAAAAUCACAGCCCAUAAAAAAAAUCUCAGGAUUAUAUUUAACAUAUUAACUACCAGAAGCCAAGGUAUUUGAGCAAAUAGCUUUUGAACACUUCAGCAGGUUUUAUAAGUUCCUAUUUACAGCACACUUAGAAAAUCCAUAACUAUUCUAAAAUGUGUCUUCAAAUGGAAGCUCCACAUUAUUAUAUUGUGCCUGUAUUUUACCAUUUGCCUUAAUAUUGAAAAUACUGUUUACCUCACAUUAAAAUUAAAACCUGAAGCCUUACACAAUUGUGACUUUGCAGUAAAAGAUUUUAAUUUCAGAACUGAGGACUACUGGCUGGUGUGAAAAAGUCUUUGUUAAUUAAGUCAUAUCGUGAGCACACAGCUCUGAAGAGCACACUGUGUUCACAGUCAGAACCUUCUUUCUCAUCCCCUCACCCCCAGUGUCUACCCGCUUGUGGCAGAAAAUUAAGAAAAUAUAAUGGAGGCAAAUGCAGCUUGUUUCCAUAAUGUCCAUUUUGUGGUGGAAAAUUUGUUAGACUUUUCUUUAAACUUUGGUAAAUUUUUAUCUAUAUCCAAAUUUAAAUAAAAUUAUGUUUUAUAAGCUCUAA